GUGCUGCUAUUACGACUGACAUCCCUGGCGAUGGCGGCCCAAUCCAACGAGCGGCGCGUCGUGGCCCACAUCCCUGGUGACGUCAUCAUCGGCGCCCUCUUUUCAGUGCACCACCAGCCUCCGGCCGACAAAGUGCAUGAGCGGAAAUGCGGGGCCGUUCGGGAGCAGUAUGGCAUCCAGCGUGUCGAGGCCAUGAUGCACACUCUGGACCGAAUCAACGCAGACCCAAAAAUCCUUCCCAACGUCACGCUCGGUUGUGAGAUUCGAGACUCCUGCUGGCAUUCUGCAGUUGCUCUGGAGCAGAGCAUCGAAUUCAUACGGGACUCGCUCGUCACUGCCGAUGAGAGCGAGGAGGCUGGAGGUGGGGGUGGGACCAAGUGUGCGGACCCAGGAGCCACGCCCAUGAAAGGGAAGAAGCCAAUCGUGGGGCUGAUUGGUCCAGGCUCGAGCUCAGUGGCAAUUCAAGUGCAGAAUUUGCUGCAGCUGUUUAAUAUUCCUCAGAUCGCGUAUUCAGCCACCAGCAUGGACCUCAGUGAUAAAUCACUUUUUAAAUACUUCAUGAGGGUUGUGCCAUCAGAUGCCCAGCAGGCCAGAGCGAUGGUGGACAUAGUAAAGUGGUACAACUGGACCUACGUAUCUGCCAUCCACACAGAGGGUAACUAUGGGGAGAGUGGGAUGGAGGCAUUUAAAGAGAUGGCAGCAAAGGAAGGGAUUUGUAUCGCUCACUCGGAUAAAAUCUGGAGUAAUGCCGGCGAGCAAAACUUUGACCGUCUGCUUGUGAAACUACGCAAAUAUCUGCCCAAAGCUCGCGUGGUGGCAUGUUUCUGUGAGGGCAUGACUGUACGAAACAUCCUCAUGGCCAUGAGACGAAAGAACCUCGUUGGAGAGUUCCUAUUGGUCGGCAGUGAUGGGUGGGCUGACCGUUAUGAUGUGACUGACGGGUACGUGCGAGAGGCAGCCGGCGGGAUAACAAUAAAGCUGCAGUCGGCAGAUGUGAAGUGGUUCGAUGACUAUUACCUGAAACUACGUCCAGACAAUAACCUGAGGAAUCCCUGGUUCCCCGAGUUCUGGCAGCACCGGUUCCACUGCAGGCUGAAGGGACACCCGCAAGAAAACAACAAAUACAAUCGAACCUGCAGCAAACGAGAUUCUCUACAGCAGCAGUACGCUCAGGACACCAAGAUGGGUUUCGUGAUUAAUGCGAUCUACAGUAUGGCCUACGGUCUUCAUAACAUGCAGAAGUCUCUCUGUCCUGGUAUGGUUGGACUGUGUGAUGCCAUGAGACCCAUCGAUGGUGCCAAACUCCUAGAUUUCCUCAUGAAAACCAACUUCACUGGAGUAACCGGAGAGAAUAUUUACUUUGACGAGAACGGAGAUUCACCUGGGAGUUACGUGAUCAUGAAUUUUAAGAAGAUGGGGAAAGAUUAUUUUGACUACACAAACGUGGGCAGCUGGGACAACAGUGGUCUACAAAUCAACGACAAUGAGAUCUGGCCCAACAAAGAUGACAUCAUCAGAUCAGUGUGCAGUGAGCCCUGUGACAAGGGUCAAAUUAAGGUGAUUCGUAAAGGAGAGGUCAGUUGCUGUUGGACGUGCACUCCCUGUAAAGAAAACGAGUUUGUUUUUGACGAGUACACGUGUCGAGCAUGUGAAAUGGGAUCCUGGCCCACCAAUGACCUCACUGGGUGUGACCCAAUCCCAGUGGAGUAUUUGCGGUGGGGUGACCCUGAGCCCAUAGCUGCUGUGGUCUUCGCCUGCUUGGGCCUAAUGGCCACAUUCUUCGUCACCUCCAUCUUCAUCAUCUACCGUGACACUCCUGUAGUAAAGUCGUCAAGUCGUGAAUUGUGUUACAUCAUCCUCGUGGGAAUCUGUCUCGGAUAUCUCUGCACAUUCUGUCUCAUCACCAAACCUCAAGUGAUCUACUGUUACCUGCAGCGUCUCGGCAUCGGCCUGUCACCCGCCAUGAGCUACUCCGCUCUCGUCACCAAGACCAAUCGCAUCGCUCGGAUUUUGGCCGGUAGCAAAAAGAAAAUCUGCACCAAGAAACCUCGAUUCAUGAGCGCUUGUGCGCAACUGGUCAUCGCGUUCCUUCUUAUUCUCCUGCAGCUGGGCAUCAUCGUUGCACUCUUCUUAAUGGAGCCUCCCGACGUUAUUCAUGAUUACCCUUCCAUCCGCGAGGUCAAUCUCAUUUGCAAUACCACAAACUUAGGUGUGGUGGCGCCUUUGGGCUACAACGGCCUCCUUAUCAUGAGCUGCACCUUCUACGCCUUCAAGACACGCAACGUUCCGGCGAAUUUUAACGAGGCGAAGUACAUCGCCUUCACCAUGUAUACCACCUGUAUUAUCUGGCUGGCAUUUGUACCAAUUUACUUUGGUUCGAACUACAAGACCAUCACCAUGUGCUUUUCCGUCAGUCUUAGUGCCACCGUGGCCCUGUGUUGCAUGUUUGUUCCGAAAGUGUACAUCAUCCUGGCUAAACCGGAGAGGAACGUCCGCAGUGCAUUUACUACAUCGACGGUGGUGCGCAUGCAUGUUGGAGACGGGAAAUCUUCGUCCGCUGCCAGCCGGUCGAGCAGCCUGGUCAACCUGUGGAAAAGACGAGGCUCGUCAGGAGAAACACUAAGCUCUAAUGGAAAGUCGGUGACUUGGGCGCAGAACGAGUGCAGUUCCAAAGGUACUCACCUGUGGCAGCGUCUCUCCUUCCACAUUAAGAAGCGUGAGAGCAACCAGACAGCCGUGAUCAAACCUUUCUCCAAAACCUCUGAAGGACGCUAUUGUGGAGGCACUGACAUCAACACAGACAACAGCAACAACAAGAUGCUCUAUGAGGUUUCGGAGGCAGAGGAGCGUUAUCCAAUGACUUACCAGCCUCAAACGCCCUCGCCAAUCAGCACCGUGACCCAGAGGGCAAGCAUGGCUUUAGCUGCGGCCGACGCCCAGGUCAUGAGCGUCUCGACGUACAUGUGCCAUCCUCCGCAACGCGGUAUAGUAUCGUGUGGUGGUGGAAGUGCAUCACAGGGUUCUUUGAUGGAGCAGAUUAGCUGUGUUGUGAACCGUUUCACCGCCAACAUCAGCGAGCUCAACAGCAUGAUGCUCUCCAGCUCGCCUCCAGGGGGCGCUGUAGGUCUGCCCACCAGCGCUUCCACGCACACUCAUGCGCAUGCAACCGCACUGGAACCCUGCUGCCCUCCGGGUUAUCGCCUCUCUCGAGAGGUAUCCAUGCCAACCACCAUGACCACCUACGCUGAGAUCCAACCGCUUCCACCAGUGGAGUCUAACGUGAGUCACCCGCCCCCGCCCCCUUCCUGUCCCCUCUCCGGUUCAUCGCGGCUCAAAUCCUCACCCACAACCAGCGGAAAGGAGCUAAAGGUGUGCGUGGGCUCAGCUUUGGAGUCCCAAUCCAAUCAGCCACAGUUUGAGGAACUGCUUUCGCUGACUCCGCCUUCCCCCUUCAGGGACUCCGUUGGGUCAGGAAGCGGCUCACCCAGUUCGCCCACAUUGGAUGCUGAUAUGACCCUUCCGCCCAUCCCGAAAUAUGAGUGCCUGGUGCUCCGACACUACAGCCAGAGUUCCUCCUCAUUAUGA
Molecule: messenger RNA, 3585 nt
Organism: Xyrauchen texanus (razorback sucker)
Lineage: Eukaryota; Metazoa; Chordata; Actinopteri; Cypriniformes; Catostomidae
Product: metabotropic glutamate receptor 5-like
Biological process (GO): G protein-coupled glutamate receptor signaling pathway; trans-synaptic signaling by endocannabinoid, modulating synaptic transmission; regulation of synaptic transmission, glutamatergic
Cellular component (GO): postsynaptic density membrane
Molecular function (GO): adenylate cyclase inhibiting G protein-coupled glutamate receptor activity; G protein-coupled receptor activity involved in regulation of postsynaptic membrane potential
Source: RefSeq, a predicted model, not a curated record